CGGUUCAAAUUCAGCCUGCUCGACCAGGUCGGCGAGGCCGUGCCAUCACACGUUUUUACCAGCAACAAGAUACGCAGUUUCAGAAGCUCAAAAUAUUGGGGAUGCUCUUAUUUCCUCAACCAAAAAUACUUGGAGUCAUCGUCUCAUCUCAUGGACGAUAGCUUCCGGAUCAGUUGCCAUGUCACCGUCGUCAACAUCAACGUGGUGGGGAGAAACACCUUGCUCUACCAUGUGCCACCGCCUAUGGAUGAUCUUCGCCGUGACCUCGGCGCACUGCUAACCAGCAAAAUCGGAGCGGACGUGGAGUUCAAGGUCGGCAGGGAGACGUUCAUGGCGCACCGGAGCAUGCUCGCCUCGCGUUCGUCGGUCUUCGAGGCGGAGUUCUUUGGUUUCAUGCAGGAGAUGAAGAAGGAAACUCAGAUCCUAAUUAUCCAAGACAUGGAGCCGAGGGUGUUUGAGGCAAUGCUCCACUUUAUAUACACCGACUCGCAGCCUGAGAUUGAUGAAGGUGACACGAGGGUGUUGGCCCAGCACCUGCUCGUUGCGGCAGACAGGUACAACUUGCAGAGGCUGAAGCUGAUCUCCGAGGACAUUUUGUGCAAAUCCAUUGACACAAACACAGCAGCGACUACUUUGGCACUGGCUGAGCAGCACGGCUUCCAUCGCCUCAAGGAGGGAUGCUUCAAUUUCCUCAAGUGUCAAGGCAAUAUGAAGGCAGUCAUGGAGACUGACGGCUUCGGGCAUCUGAUGAGCAGUUGCCCCUCUCUUCUCAUAGAUCUGCUUGCCAGGAUUUCUCCUUGA
Messenger RNA from Panicum virgatum (switchgrass), 801 nucleotides. RefSeq names its product BTB/POZ and MATH domain-containing protein 2-like. Gene Ontology annotation, biological process: protein ubiquitination. The coding region runs from base 151 to 801 and encodes 216 amino acids. Gene Ontology annotation, molecular function: protein binding. The transcript has a single exon. The record is from RefSeq and is a predicted model, not a curated record. NCBI's taxonomy places the organism in Eukaryota, Viridiplantae, Streptophyta, Magnoliopsida, Poales, Poaceae.